Molecule: messenger RNA, 3244 nt
Organism: Mandrillus leucophaeus (drill)
Lineage: Eukaryota; Metazoa; Chordata; Mammalia; Primates; Cercopithecidae
Gene: FAM114A2
Product: family with sequence similarity 114, member A2
Exons: 14
Coding region: 328-2037 (569 amino acids)
Source: RefSeq, a predicted model, not a curated record
AACGUCGAGUCGGCUGCGGUGGCUGUUCUGAGGGUGGCGGCCGGAUAGGUGCGGAACUUCCUGGACGAGGCAGUAGGGGUGCGAGGUUUAGGGGCCGGGCCCGGGCAGCCGAAGUCGUUAGGGAGGCGGUGACCUGACGGUGGGCGGCUUACAUCUCGCGGCAGGGUCGAGGGCUGUGAAAGCGCUUUAGUGAUUGAAGCGCUACGUUUGUGUGAGGGAAUUAUUGUUGUCAGCGCCUGAGAACUUAGUUGGGAGCGGACGUUUACACGUUUACACUGAAUCUCUCGUUUGGGACCCAUUCUUGGAUGUGGGAAGAAGUGAGAGCGCAUGUUUGCUCAUCUAGAGACAGCCGUAUUAAUAACGAUAAUAAGGAUACAAACCACCACCACACCAACUAAUGGCAGCUGUCAACCUGUGGGCGGUUACGUGCCGUUCGCUGUUCUAAGCCCCUCACAUAUCGCGUCACUGAAUCUUUAUAGGGACCCAGAACCCCAUUUGACGGAUGAGGAAACGGAGAGGCAGACAGAUAAAGAUGAUAUUGAGACUCCACUGCUAACUGAAGCAGCCCCCAUCCUUGAAGAUGGAAACUGUGAGCCAGCCAAGAAUUCUGAGUUUGUUGACCAAGGUGCCAAGCCAGAGAGUAAAUCAGAACCUGUAGUUUCCACUCGGAAAAGACCAGAGACCAAACCUUCCAGUGACCUUGAGACUUCAAAAGUUCUCCCUAUUCAGGAUAAUGUUUCCAAAGAUGUACCCCAGACCAGGUGGGGUUAUUGGGGGAGCUGGGGCAAGUCUAUACUCUCUUCAGCCUCGGCUACGGUAGCCACAGUAGGACAAGGUAUUUCAAAUGUCAUCGAGAAGGCAGAGACUUCCCUUGGAAUCCCUAGUCCCAGUGAAAUUUCAACUGAAGUCAAGUAUGUAGCAGGAGAGACAAAUGCCAAAGAGAAUGAAAACUUCUCCCCAGUGACUGGGGCAUUUGGUGUAUUCUCAACUAUCUCUACUGCUGUUCAGAGCACAGGAAAGAGUGUUAUCAGUGGGGGUUUGGAUGCCUUAGAAUUCAUUGGAAAAAAGACAAUGGAUGUGAUAGCUGAAGGGGAUCCUGGAUUUAAAAGAACCAAGGGUCUGAUGAACCGAAAUGCUACACUAUCUCAGGUUUUACGAGAGGCGAAGGAGAAAGAAGAGAUAUGGAACUCCAAUGAGGUUACUAUGGAAACAGAAAAGAAAACUCAUUAUGGGUUACUCUUUGAUGAAUUUCAAGGCCUUUCACAUCUAGAAGCUCUGGAGAUGCUUUCCCGAGAAAGUGAAAUAAAGGUGAAAUCUAUCCUUAAUUCUCUGAGUGGAGAAGAAUUAGAAACUCUAAAAGUUGAAUUAGAGCAACUCAAAGAAGCAUUUUCUCUAGCAGAAUUUUGUGAAGAAGAGGAAGAAGAGAAAAAAGGGGAUGAAGAUUUUACCAAGGACAUAACAGAGCUGUUUUCCCAGCUGCACGUUUCCUCCAAACCAGAGAAACUUGCCAGGGCAAGAAAUACCGCCCACGAAUGGAUCAGGAAGUCUCUGACCAAGCCAUUAGCAGAGAAUGAAGAAGGAGAAAAACAGUUGGAAGCAGAAAAUACUGAGCAAGUCAACAAAAAUUCAAUAGAGGAUAUCCAUGCGUUUGCAAUCCGGAGUCUAGCUGAACUGACUGCUUGCUCAAUUGAACUAUUCCACAAAACAGCUGCAUUGGUUCUGCAUGGCAGGAAGCAGGAAGUGACAGCCGUAGAAAGGAGCCAAACUCUUUCCCAGAUGACAAUUGUGUUGUGUAAAGAGUUGUCCUCUUUGUCUAAAGAGUUCACCACCUGCCUAACAACUGCUGGGGUCAAAGAAAUGGCAGAUGUCCUUAACCCAUUAAUCACUGCAGUAUUUCUAGAGGCAUCAAACAGUGCCUCCUACAUCCAGGACGCCUUUCAGCUACUCUUACCUGUGCUAGAGAUCUCUCUCAUUGAGAACAAGAUUGAAUCACACAGGCAUGAGCUGCAGGGCCAGAAGCCUUUGCUAGAACAUUGAAGAACGGAGAUGUUUUGACCUGGGACUUGUGAUGGCCAAGGAAUGCCACCUUAUCUGGCUACUCGUGCAGAAAUGAAGGAGUGGGGUUAUUUUAGUAUAUAAAAAUUCAGGUAGGAGAGAUGGUUUAAAGAGAAAGAUUGUUGCCUUCAGUGUUUGAUUGAAGUAUUCAGGUCCUCACAGUAUUCUUUCCAGUUGUUGUAAUUCAUAAAUUAUUUGAAAAGAAACUUCUGUAGAAAGUCCAAGAAUAAUAACUCUAGAUAAAGGUUAGUGGGAUACUCAGGCAAAAAUGUUGGUCUUUCUUUGACAUGUUGCAAAAUGUUAUCAAUUUUGUUGUGGGUAUAAUUUGCAGCCCAUGGAUAUAACUGGUUGAUAAGCCAGAGAAAAAUAAUUUAGUGUUCUAAAAUUCAUGGCAUGUGUGGUUUAUUGAUGCCGUGUACUUUCUCCUUUCUGGAAUAAAAUCUAUGGCUUUAAGAAAACUGAGCAUAUGUAAACUCUGUGAUGAUUACCCUUUAUCACAUGAAUUCUUGGAAAUAGAAAGUUUCAUCUGCAUUUUUAAAUUCUUAAUAGAUAUUUGGCAUUGAGGAGAAACUUGUAGACUAUUACAGCCACAUGAAUUAACUAUAGCAAAGUGCCCUUUUUCUUCAAAUUGCUCCCCCGUCCCCAGGAUGACACAUUUCAUGUCAUAGCUGAACCCUACUCUACUGGAUUCAAGGCCAGUAAAUGCCGUUUAGAGAAGCAGUUUUAUGUUUGCAGAUAUUCUGAGUCUCUUCAAGAUGUGUUUCAUGUCUACCCUAUAUGCAGGAUAAAUUCUUUACAGCAAACUCCAAAGGAAUGUUGAAGCUGUUUUAGCAAUGAGGUUUUUUUUGUUUGAGUGUUGAAGUGGGCCAUAGUCCUUCAGAAAUUAUGUUCAUUUAUGACAGGAUUUAACUUCUAAGGCACAAUUUAUUUUUUCCUCGUUCUUUGUUUGUUUUAAUGUAUUCUUUAGCAUGUUUUUGAAUAUAACUUUUAUCCUCCAGAUCUUAAGCCUUCUUUUGCUGUCUUCAACAACUUAAGAGACUAUUAAGCUGUCAUCUUCCUAAAAGCUAUUUUGGUAUCCACUCUUUUUAAAAAAAUUCUCCAACUUUGUGGUUUUUAAUGAUUAAGGUAAUUUGUUAGCUCUGCCCCUCAUCUUCUAAAAGCUUUGUAAUAAAAUGUAUUAAUCAUGUUA